Molecule: messenger RNA, 966 nt
Organism: Lepus europaeus (European hare)
Lineage: Eukaryota; Metazoa; Chordata; Mammalia; Lagomorpha; Leporidae
Gene: BCL2L14
Product: BCL2 like 14
Exons: 5
Coding region: 1-966 (321 amino acids)
Biological process (GO): regulation of apoptotic process
Source: RefSeq, a predicted model, not a curated record
AUGUGCAGCACCAGCCCGAGUGACCUGGAAGAAAUCCCCCUGGAUGAUGAUGACCUAAACAGCCUAGAAUUCAAAAUCCUGGCCUUCUAUGUCAGACACCAUGUCUUCAAGAGAACCCCUGCCACCUUCUCGCCCAAGCUGUUGAGAACAAGAAGUUUGUCCCAGAAAGGAGUGGAGAGUGGCUCAACGAACGAGUCACGGACACAGGUGUCGUGGCCCUGCAGAAACUCCCGAUCCAGUGAGAAGUCAAUAAAUCUUGGCAAGAAAAAAUCUUCAUGGAAAGCACUCUUUGGCGUACUGGAGAAGGAGGAAGACGAGCAGGACUCGUCUGAGCUGCCCCAUAGCCGGGGGCUUCCGACUGCUGUUUCCCCUCAAGGGUCCAGGUCCCUCUCCGCCGUGGAGCAGCGUGGAGAGAAUGAAGACGUGGACCCCAAAGUUGCUUCCAUUGCCAACCGAGUUGCUAAAAUCGUUUAUUCCUGGCCACCACCAGAAGUGCCAUGCCAGGGAAAAAGCUCUGGUGCCAAAUGGGUAAAACAGGCUCUCCACACCCAGCUGAGAGGCGGCGGGCCUGGAGCUCCAAGUUCUAAGAAAGAUGAAGAAGACCAAAUAAUAGCCAAGCUUGUUGAGCUUCUGAAAUAUUCAGGAGAUCAGCUGGAAAAAGAGCUGAAGAAGGACUCAGGUUUGAUGAGUAACUUCCAGGAGGGACUGUCCUACUCUGUCUUCAAGACCAUCACAGACCAGUUCCUAAAAGGGGUGGACACCAGAGGAGAAUCAGAGGUGAAAGCUCGGGGCUUUAAGGCUGCCCUUGCAAUAGACGCCAUGGCCAAGCUCACAGCUAUUGACAAUCACCCAAUGAACAGGGUGCUGGGCUUUGGAGCCAAGUACCUGAAAGAGAACUUCUCACCCUGGGUCCAGCAGCAUGGCGGAUGGGAAAAUAUACUUGGGAUACACGAAGAAGUAGACUGA